CGCACUCUGCAGUGACAGCUUACAGACUUUGUUUCCAGGAAUGUAAACACUGUUUAGAUGCUGGCUUGCUGGCUUUUAUUGUCGCUGCUGUAAAACGCAUAGUUAUGGCUUUGCAUUAGCUUCCUGAGCACUAACAUGGCGUUUUUAUAUUGAUCCAUUUUGGACCGUCUUUUGUCGUUUGAGUGCACACACGAUUCAUAUGCUGUGACCAUGACCAAAGACAUUGUUGUUGGAGAUGAAUUACCAGACUGGGUGGGGGCCAAGGAGUUUUACCAGAAAUAUGACCCCAAAGAGGUGAUAGGAAGGGGUGUGAGCAGUGUGGUACGCAGGUGUGUGCACAGACACACGGCCCAGGAGCUGGCAGUGAAGAUAAUCGAGAUCACAGCCGAGAAGAUGACAGCCCAGCAGCUGGAUGAGGUGAAAACCUCCACGCUGAAGGAGAUCCAAGUCCUCAACAUGGUGAAGGGACAUUCCUCCAUCAUUACUCUCAUUGAUUCCUAUGAGUCCACAACCUUCAUAUUUUUGGUGUUUGACCUCAUGAGGCGAGGGGAGCUGUUUGACUACCUCACAGAAAAAGUUACUCUCAGUGAGAAGGAAACCAGGAGCAUGAUGCGAGCCCUGCUGGAGGCGGUGCAGUACCUCCACUCUUUCAACAUUGUCCACCGGGAUCUGAAACCGGAGAACAUUCUCCUGGAUGAUCAGGGACACAUCAAGCUGUCGGACUUCGGUUUCUCAGUGCAGCUACAGCCUGGGGAGAAGCUUCGGGAGCUCUGUGGGACCCCGGGUUAUUUGGCCCCUGAAAUACUGAAAUGCUCGAUGGAUGAAACGCACCCAGGCUACGGCAGAGAGGUCGAUCUCUGGGCAUGUGGCGUGAUUCUGUUCACCUUGCUGGCUGGCUCACCGCCGUUCUGGCAUCGCAAGCAAAUGCUGAUGCUGAGGAUGAUUAUGGAAGGCCGCUAUCAGUUCAGCUCCCCAGAGUGGGACGAUAGAUCUGAUACAGUGAAAGAUCUGAUAUCUAGGCUCCUGGUGGUGGAGCCAGCUGCCCGUCUCACUGCUGAGCAAGCCUUGGCACAUUCUUUCUUCAGACAGUACCAGAAGGAAGAUGUGCGGCUCUUCAGCCCCAGAAAAACAUUUAGGGUGUUGAUAGUUACUGUGUUGGCGUGCAUCAGGAUAUACAGCCGUUACCGCAGGGUUCGUCCACUGACUCGGGAGGUGUUGGCCAGAGAUCCUUACUCGCUCCGUGGCGUCCGCAAACUCAUCGACGGCUGCGCCUUCCGCAUCUAUGGCCACUGGGUGAAAAAAGGGGAGCAGCAGAACCGAGCCGCGCUCUUCCAGAACACGGCUAAGAUCAUGCUGCUGGGCCUGGAGGACUUUGAAACCUAAAAAGGUCAACCUCAUUCCUAACCACAUCGGUUUUUAUUCAUUGUGCAUGUGCUGUCGUGUCAGUGUUUGUUUUGUCAAGUUACUGUGUUUAAUCUCCAAGCUGAGAAAUUCAGGGACUGAGAUGUUUGUUUGCCUUAAUAUGCACUGUGGCUCUGAAAUUCCAACAAAAGCAUGCACAACUUCAUAUUCCUCGUCUGCCUUUUAAGUCAAGUUUGUGGCUGUUUUUAAAGUCCUCAUGUCAUGUCGUCAUGUUUGCAGUAGAGGGAACAUUGCACAGUUGUUUAAUAAAAACACAUCAACUAUACGCACAUUUAUAUGUAUUAACAGUUGACCAUCAUCAAGCACUGUGAUUGGUUAUUUAAUAGAUAAUUAUAUUAACUCUUAUACUGCUACUAAUACUUAUUGUACUGUAUUAAAGCUCUGAUUAUAAAUAUUCCAUUGUUACAAUUCAGUAUCAGAGUAGAUGUGCAAGACAUUCAAGUGUGUUUUUUGGAGUGUUUUUAGUAGAAAAGUCCCAUAGCUGUCAUGCGUGUAGACAUUCUUUACAUGAAAACCAACUUACACUUACACUGUUACUUUAUUUUCCUGUUCAAACUAACCAACAGCAUCCCCUACUCAUUCUCCUUUUCCUGUCUGAGAAAUGUACAAUACAGAUGCAGAUAUAUAUUGUACAUUAAGAAAAAGUCUAUUGACAAUAAAACAAAUAUUUAAGUUUGAA
Messenger RNA from Scomber japonicus (chub mackerel), 2101 nucleotides. RefSeq names its product phosphorylase kinase, gamma 2 (testis) (gene phkg2). The record is from RefSeq and is a predicted model, not a curated record. Gene Ontology annotation, molecular function: phosphorylase kinase activity; ATP binding; calmodulin binding. Gene Ontology annotation, biological process: glycogen biosynthetic process; protein phosphorylation. Gene Ontology annotation, cellular component: phosphorylase kinase complex. The transcript is spliced from 10 exons. The coding region runs from base 211 to 1383 and encodes 390 amino acids. Lineage: Eukaryota; Metazoa; Chordata; Actinopteri; Scombriformes; Scombridae.